AUGGCGCUAAAAUUAUUUCCAAUCCCAUUCCCAGUCUUUGCACCACCGAAUCCGAACCCGAACCCAUCUCACCGCCCGUCCACCGAGGUCCGCUUCUCUCGAUGGAACAACGCCAACGCAGAGAAAUUCAACCAACACCAACGCGCCCAGCAAGAAAUCGAAGACGAUAUCCGCCGCAGUCGCCGAUUCACUUCCGCCACCAACAUCGUCACUAAUUACGACCCGAAAAACACCACCGAAGAAGACAAUUCUUUCUUCAAAUCCACUGGCACACCUUCCUCUCCUUCUUCUCCUUCAAUACCGGGUAAAAAAUCUAAGUACUCCAAACCACUGAAAAAAACCCACCCCGCAUUUCGGCCCAGAAUUACUAGAGUGCCCCUGCCACAAAACAACGGCAAACCGCUCGUUGACAGGAAAGCGGACAUCAAGGUAAGCGAAGACGGCCUCUCCUAUGUAAUAGACGGCGCGCCGUUCGAGUUCAAAUACAGCUAUACGGAGACGCCGAAGGUGAAGCCGUUGAAAUUGAGGGAGGCGCCGUAUGCGCCUUUUGGGCCCACCACGAUGCCAAGGCCGUGGACCGGGCGGGCCCCGUUGCCGCCCAGCAAGAAGAAGUUGAAAGAUUUUGAUUCGUUUGUUUUGCCUCCCCCGGAUAAGAAGGGAGUCAAGCCUGUUCAGUCUCCGGGUCCCUUUUUGCCUGGGUCGGGUCCUAGGUACGCGAAGAGUCGAGAGGAGAUAUUAGGUGAGCCUUUGACGCAAGAGGAGAUUGAAGAGUUGGUUGAUGGAAGCUUGAAAGCAAAGCGACAAUUGAAUAUGGGGAGAGAUGGUUUGACUCAUAACAUGUUGGAUAAUAUACAUGCUCUUUGGAAGCGGAGGAGAGUGUGUAAAAUCAAAUGCAAAGGAGUAUGUACUGUUGAUAUGGACAAUGUGUGCCAGCAAUUAGAGGAAAGGACUGGAGGGAAGAUAAUUUACAGAAAAGGAGGGGUGUUAUUCCUUUUUCGAGGAAGAAACUACAACUAUAGAUAUCGACCUCGCUUUCCUCUUAUGUUGUGGAAACCUGUAACGCCUGUUUAUCCAAGGUUGAUUCAACGAGCUCCGGAGGGUCUAACACUGCAACAAGCAUCGGCUAUGCGCAAUAGAGGGCGGAAACUGAUACCGAUAUGUAAACUAGGAAAAAACGGCGUGUACCUUGAUCUAGUGAAAAAUGUCAGAGAGGCGUUUGAAGAGUGUGAAUUGGUCCGAAUAAAUUGUCAAGGGAUGAAUGGAAGUGACUUUAGGAAAAUUGGUGCCAAACUCAGGGACCUUGUCCCUUGUGUGCUGAUCUCAUUUGAACACGAGCACAUCCUCAUGUGGAGGGGAAGAGAUUGGAAGUCUGCCUUCACGAUACCAGUAAAUGAUUGUGAUGAAGCUAAGAGUUCCAGCAUUGAUAGUGCAAAUUCUGUUGUACCACUUUUGGAGGACCAACAAAAUGGAACUCUCUCAGUAAAGGAUGCAAGCACACGGAAUAUGGAAACAUCCAGGAUAGAUUCUGAAGAGAAAGGAGAGGAUCUAUCCAAAAAAGACAUAGAUGAGACAUCCGCAGCUAAGGUUUCUAUUUCAACCACAACAGAAAUCUAUGAAAGUAAAACUACUUCAGAUAACAUUGGCAGUUCUGCUGUUAGCGAGUCUGAAGCCAUGAGCAAUAUAAGUGGCAGUGAAGUGAUAAUGGAUGAUACAGGGUAUAUUGAUGAAACGCUAACUACUACGUCAUUGGAACCUGGCACCACACUUACAAGCAUUGGGAAUAUGGAGGAGCACCAAAAUGUUUCAGAAGGUUCGCAAGAUUUUAGUGAAACGGCAAAGUUGAGGGAGCCUUAUACAGAGGGAGUUUUAGAAUUAUUGAAGCAAGCUGUUGAGAUUGGGAGUGCAGUUGUCCUAGUUGAUGUAAAUUUGGAUGCUGAUGCGGUUUACCAAAAGGCAGUUGCCUUUGCCCAGUCAGCUACUCCUGGUCCUGUUUUUAGGCACCGACCCAGGAACGCAGUGGUUCAAAAGAGUGAGAAGCAAGAAAAUGGGGAUUUGGAAGUUAAACAAGUUACAACUGUCUCCAACACGGGAGGAGAUAGCGAGAGGAAGGGUUCUAAAGUUGGAAGAAGAAAAGAUUUUAAUGAACAAUAUGAGGAUUCAUUACCACAUGGAAGCUUAAGAGUGGAUGAACUUGCUAAACUGUUGGCAUGA
This is a messenger RNA of Dovyalis caffra, 2211 nucleotides long. NCBI's taxonomy places the organism in Eukaryota, Viridiplantae, Streptophyta, Magnoliopsida, Malpighiales, Salicaceae. The record is from the annotation of a GenBank genome assembly.